Messenger RNA from Arabidopsis thaliana (thale cress), 918 nucleotides. RefSeq names its product drought-induced 21 (gene DI21). The record is from RefSeq and is marked reviewed. Lineage: Eukaryota; Viridiplantae; Streptophyta; Magnoliopsida; Brassicales; Brassicaceae. Gene Ontology annotation, cellular component: mitochondrion. The coding region runs from base 396 to 710 and encodes 104 amino acids. The transcript has 2 exons.
GUCACUUGUGGGUUUCUCGAAAACAGGCAAAAACAUAAAUAAAACCCCCCAAAAAAAUGAAUUAGCCAUUUACUAUUUUCACAUUUCAGUUUUUAACCUUACUUUGGCAGUAAGUAUGAGCAGUGGGUCCACAGUAAGGCCCAUGAGCCCAAAUUUCUCUGUCGUGGUCUAUAUAAGUGCGCCUAACCCAAACCCUAAAGUCUCUCGAAAAACCAUCACCGGGGAAUCUGACGGCGGCUUAGUACCGGCGGCUACUGCAAAAAGGAUUGUGUUCUUCUUAGGCUUGAUACUUGCCUUGGGAAGAAUAUAACAAUCAUUUUGCGGUAGCUAAAACGCUAAGCUCUAUCGUCAUAUCUUUAUCAUUGAUACUUAUUUGAUAUCUAAAUAUCAUAAAAAUGGCCGCUCGUUCACUCUCCGGUGCCGUUAAAUCUCUUUGCUCCGCCGCAUCCGGAAGUCUGUCUUGUUCCAUUGUCUUAAGGAGGAGUUACGUUGCUACAUCGCAGAAUGUAACAGCAGCAGGAUUGAGUAAGGGAGGUUCCACCAGAGUUAUGGUGGGGAAGAUGGAACAGAGAGGUUUAGAUCAAGAGGCAGAGUCUGCUUGGGGACCAGAUCCAGUUACUGGAUACUACAGACCUUCCAAUCGUGCGGCUGAGAUUGAUCCAGCUGAGCUCAGAGAGUUGCUUUUGAAAAACAAAGCAAAGUCUUUCUGAGAAUUUUGAUUGGUUGGUUGACUUGGUUCCAGUGGAAGGUUGUCGUAGGCGACUAUUCUGAUUAUGUGUGUUUAUGUUUGUCUUGUAUCAACUAUUAAGUAAAAAUAAAGAUCACAUUAACUAGUUAAAAAUAUAAUAUCUGUUUGGAUCGACUAACACAACAUCUUUAGUAUAACAGUGUCUUAAAUGUUUUAAGAGAUAAAUGGGG